UUUUCGUCUACUUGGUAUUUAUUCGUCAUACGGUCACACGGCGCACAUGGUGUGCGGUAACAACUUUUUUGCCGGCAAAGAAAUGUAAAUUCAGCCAUGAUCCGGACGAUUUCUAUCCGCUGGCUGCAGCAGCGUAUUGGGGACAACCGGCCCUCCGCCUGGCUGGUGGGCAGCUCAAGGAGCUUCUUCGCCCGCAGCCUGAGCACCACCAAUCAGGUCAAGGCCGAAACGGAGGAGUCCCUGGCCAAAGUGGUGGAGCCCUCGCAGGCGGAGCUGUUGCGCGAAUUUGCCCGCAUGCCGGUGGAGCGCAUCCGGAACUUUAGCAUCAUUGCGCAUGUGGAUCACGGCAAGAGCACAUUGGCUGACCGGCUGCUAGAGCUCACGGGAGCCAUUGCACGGAAUGCCGGGCAGCAUCAGGUGCUGGACAGCCUGCAAGUGGAGCGGGAGCGCGGGAUCACGGUCAAGGCCCAGACCGCAUCGAUCUUCCACCGUCACAGGGGACAGCUUUAUCUGCUCAACCUUAUUGACACUCCUGGUCACGUCGAUUUCUCCAAUGAAGUUUCCCGAUCUCUGGCUGCCUGCGAUGGUGUGGUACUCCUGGUGGACGCAUGUCACGGUGUUCAGGCUCAAACCGUGGCCAACUAUCACCUAGCCAAGCAACGGCAGCUGGCAGUGGUCCCCGUGCUCAACAAGAUAGACAUCAAGCACGCAAACCCUGAUCAAGUCUGCCAGGAUCUAAAGCUGUUGUUCGGCAUAGAUCCUGAUCAGGUGCUGCGCGUGUCCGCCAAGCUGGGCACCGGCGUAUCUGAAGUCUUAGAAAGGGUAAUAGAAACAGUGCCGCCCCCACAAGUUCAACGGGACAGCGACUUCCGGGCCCUAAUCUUUGACAGCUGGUUCGACAAGUAUCGCGGAGCCCUUAAUCUAAUUUAUGUGCUGAAUGGCAAGCUAGAGCAGAACCAGGACAUUCAGUCGCUGGCCACCAAGAAGGUGUAUCCCGUAAAAAGCAUCUCUGUGUUGCGACCAGCCGAGUGUCCUGUUCCGGAUCUAUCCGCUGGUCAAGUGGGUUUGAUUGCUUGCAAUAUGCGAAACAGCAAGGAGUCCAUUGUGGGCGACACCAUCCACCUGAAGAAUCAAUCAGUCCCCGCCGCAGGUAGCUAUCGUCCGCAACAGCCGCUUGUUUUUGCGGGAGUUUUUCCCGCCGAUCAGUCAAAACAUGUCGCCUUGCGCAGUGCCAUCGAUAAAAUGGUACUCAAUGACUCAGCGGUCACUGUAAAAGUAGAUUCCAGCCCGGCUUUGGGACAAGGCUGGCGUUUGGGCUUUCUAGGACUUCUGCACAUGGAGGUCUUCUGCCAGCGUCUGGAGCAGGAGCAUGGUGCCGAGCCCAUAAUCACAGCGCCCUCCGUCACAUAUCGUUUGGUAUUGAGUAAUCCAAAGAUGAUCAGGCAACAGGGUCGCGAUACCAUGGAUAUUUCCAACGCAGCCCUCUUCCCGGAACCGUAUUCCAUCAAGGAGUACUAUGAACCCCUGGUUUUGGGCACCAUCAUCACGCCCACGGAGUAUGUUGGACAGGUGAUCAGCCUGUGUGUGGAGCGACGGGGAUUGCAGCAGAGUUCGGUGAACAUCGACGAGACCCGUGUGCUAAUGAAGUACGUCUUGCCGUUAAGCGAGAUCAUCCUGGACUUCCACGACCGUCUCAAGUCAUUGAGCUCUGGCUACGCUAGUUUCAGCUACGAAGACCACGGCUAUCAUCCUUCGCACUUGGUUCGUUUGGACAUCCAUCUGAACGGCAAGCCCGUGGAGGAGCUGUGCCGCAUUGUCCAUGUGUCUAAGGCAACGGGCGUGGCUCGGCAGAUGGUUCUGAAGUUGCGGGAGCUUAUUCCGAAACAGAUGAUACAGAUCGCUAUCCAGGCAUGCGUGGGCAGCAAAGUGCUCGCGCGCGAGACCAUCAAGGCGUAUCGCAAGGAUGUGACAGCCAAGCUCUACGGAGGGGAUGUCACCCGGCGGAUGAAGCUGCUCAAGCAGCAGGCCGAGGGCAAGAAGAAGAUGCGCAUGUUCGCCAACAUCCGCGUGCCGCACGAGACCUUCAUCAAUGUGCUCAAGCGGUAGGAUCAAUCCCGACCAGAACAUCACUUAUCGAAGCUGUUUGUGACCAAUUUAGCGUAAUAUGUUCGAGGAUCGGGACUAGACAAAUAGGUGGAAAACGAAAGCUAGGAACAUGAUCAACGGCCUGAGCGUUGGCGGUGGUCAGCAGGUGGCGCAGGUGACGCCAACAGGUGCUGCAAUUAAAUUGCACUUUGCCUACAACAACAGCAACAACAACAGCAGCAGCAACAAAAACAACUACAAUAACCUUAAAACAGCGGAGCCAAAAAUGAGCAACAACAAGCACUACGCGGGCAGAGCGCUGAAAAUAGUUGAGAAGAUACCAGGAGCAAGUGGAGUAAUCGCCGCCACAAACGCCAACCAAGGAGCAGGAAGCCUUGUGGGAUUUUCUCCGGCAACGGCAUCCUAUGUUUCAGGCUUGUCCAGGGAUUUCUUGAUAUCCAGAGAACUUUCCCAAAGAUCGGGAGAUUUCCUGACAGCUGCUGCAAAAAUGGUAUCCCAAAUGGGAGCAGGCGAACUCCGCUGGAUGCCAAUGCCCAGGACCAAAGAUAAGCCAUCGAACGCAGAAGCUAAAACAUUGGAAAGGGAAGCACACGGAUCACCUGAAAAUGCAGCCAAAAGUGCCUUAGCUGACCCCCAGCCUCAGCGCACCGAAGACCAAGAAAAUGCCUUUCGGCGCAUCGAGGAUGUGCACAACUAUGCCAAGUUGCAGGACUGCAGCAGCGACACCGACGACGAGGACGACGAAGAGGAAGAUCUCGAUGAGGAGGAGGAGGAUGAUGAGGAAGAGGAGGAGGCGGAGAUCCAAGUGCAGUUGCCUGUGCAGCAGGAGGUCACGCGCAUUCGUCGCGAGGCCGCCGAAGAACAUGUGGACGUGGACGUGGUCACAGUGCCGCAGCCGGAGCAGGAUCAAGAUAGCCAUCAAGUAGAGCCGCGACAGCUUCAGCAGGAUCAGGCAGCUGAUACCACACGACCGGAGCAUCAUGCCCGCCGCCCCAUGAAUGCCUUCCUCAUAUUCUGCAAGAGACACCGCGGUAUCGUCAAGGAGCGUUACAAAACCUUGGAGAACCGUGCCAUUACGAAGAUACUGGGCGACUGGUGGGCCGCUCUCGACGAGCAGGAGAAACACUGCUUCACAGAUCUGGCACAGCAGAACAAAGACGCCUUCUUCAAUGCUAAUCCAAACUUCAAGUGGUACAAACUGCCAGCUCCGCCGCUGCGAACACUGGCUACCCGUCCCAGCAACGCGGCUGCUGCUUUGCUCAUCCCCAACGAAGAUCAGCCGCAGCAACAGGUGCCGACUUCCCUGCAAAUGCAGUGGGCAGAGCGAGGGGAGAUGCCUCGUGCUAUGCUGCGCCCCAACUACUUUAAACUGGCAGACGAAACGCAGAUGGGCGAGCUAAGCUCCCUACUGCAAGUUCAAGUACAAGAAAAGGACUUCGCCCUGCAGCAGGUGCUUAGCGAGACAAGUCAGUUUCUAUCUGCCCACAUGCCAGGUGGCAAUUCCGAUGGGAAUGGCAAUAAGCGCUCCUUGCAGGACAGCAACUCGAGCAACUCCAGCGAGGAGGAGGCGGCCAGUGGUAGCUCGCCCAAUAAGAAGGUCAAGUCAUCACGCUCCUGCAAGGGCAAGAUUUAUCAGGAAUUGGUCAACUCCGGUCAAUUGGCGGCCAUAGCUAAAAAGAGCAAGGCUCGCUCGCCGCCGGCCGGAGGUAUGGGUGGAAACUUUGUGGACAUCCCGUUAGAUGCGGGCCCCAAUACACCGCCCGUUUCGCCACCGGAACGCCAGGGUACAAGUCCGGAUUCCAUGCAAAAACAUAUGAGGAGCGUUUCCGAGUCAAGCAGCAGUGGUUUCUUUGAUCUCGAGGAGAAAAUCAAAGAGCUGCCGGCCCUCAGCUUGGACGCUUACCUGCAGCGCAAACGUAGCACCAAAAAGAAGAAGAAGUUUAGCGGCACCAAGAAACAGAGGAAUUCAAACAGCACAAGUGGUGCAUCAGCAGCUUCGAAUGCAACAGCAGUAGAUGCUACGGCAAAAGGAGCAGUCCCAGCAACUAACGAGCACCUGGUGAGGAUCAAGCAGCAGCAGCAGCAACUGCAGGCCGUGGGUAGCCAGCGACGAAAGGCGCGCAAAGAAAGUAUCACUCGGCGCGAUGUCAGUGCCAUUGAACAGGAGGUGGCCUCAAUUCUGCCUCUGACCAUUAAUGGCAGCUACUACUUCAACCAGAGCGGUACUCCCAAGGCGGUGAAUGCCUCUGUAACCUCGUCGUCGGCCUCGCCACCGCUGUCUUCGAACUCCUCGUCGUCAUCCUCGUCGCUCUCCUCGCAGGCGGCCUUCGACGUGACCUCCUCUACCUCAGAUCUACUCAUUCUGGCCGAAGUGGCCGCCAACCGCACUGAGCUGACCAAGUCCAACUAGCGCCUGAAACACCACUAACAUCAGCAGCUCCACUGGCUGUCCAGCAUUACCACCAAAUAGUUAGCCCAAAUUAAAAUAGGGAACUGCAAGAUUGUCAUAACUUCUAAAAGAUAUAUUCACAUAUAUCAUAAUCUUAUAAUUUGAAAUUCUGUUUAGAUAUUUCAACUAUUUCCUGUUUACCAUAUUAUAUAGUUUUUAAGGAAGAAAACAGUUAUUCAUAUCAUCCAUUACGUCAGAGCUGAGGAAUAAUACUUUAUAUUCAAUUUAUACAUACAUGGGUUUUAACAUGAUUUUCGGCUUAUGUGCACACAUAUUCGAAAUAUUCAGUUCUUAUUCAUAUUAUCAAUCGAAAACUAAACUAAAUGUAUCUCCUCAUUUGUCGCCUUUAUGAUAGUCUUGCGGUUAAGUUGAGCACCCCUUUUCGAUACUUACAAUCUUGAAAGCUAUUUGCUGGUAGUGCCUUAUGGAGAUGGAAAAACAGACAUUCGUUGAUCUACAAUUUAGUCAAUAAUAUUAUGUAAUUACAAAAAAAAUGCAAGCCAGCAGAAGAGAAUACGAAAAGAGAGUCGCGGCGAUAGCGAAUUAUGUAUUGUUUGUUAUGACGGCGGUAGGAGGAGAUCCGCGUCAGUUUCACACGCAUAUAUCUAUAUAUUUGGUAUUUAGAUAACUUGUUCUGUUUUUUUCUUGUUAAGUUUCUCCUUUUUCGGGCCGCGUUCGUAUAAGCAGCAAAAUCAACAGCAGCGAACGUUCAUUAAAUGUUAAUUUUUAUUAUUUCAAAUAUAUAGUCGUAACUUAUUGCUAUAUUUGUCAAAACGCAAACAAUUUGCAACCAAAAAUAUAUUCAUUUUAAAG
Molecule: messenger RNA, 5368 nt
Organism: Drosophila erecta
Lineage: Eukaryota; Metazoa; Arthropoda; Insecta; Diptera; Drosophilidae
Gene: bbx
Exons: 5
Coding region: 2216-4516 (766 amino acids)
Biological process (GO): regulation of transcription by RNA polymerase II
Cellular component (GO): nucleus
Molecular function (GO): DNA-binding transcription factor activity, RNA polymerase II-specific; RNA polymerase II transcription regulatory region sequence-specific DNA binding
Source: RefSeq, a predicted model, not a curated record